Molecule: messenger RNA, 371 nt
Organism: Trichoderma citrinoviride
Lineage: Eukaryota; Fungi; Ascomycota; Sordariomycetes; Hypocreales; Hypocreaceae
Product: cysteine proteinase
Exons: 1
Biological process (GO): protein deubiquitination; ubiquitin-dependent protein catabolic process
Cellular component (GO): cytoplasm
Molecular function (GO): cysteine-type deubiquitinase activity
Source: RefSeq, a predicted model, not a curated record
CUGAAGGAUCGAUCCUGGACGACCUCAUCAAGAAGAGCAUCCCCUUACCCCCCGCCGAGCGCUCGGCCCUGCUCGAGAAGACGCCCGCGCUGGCCGACGCGCACAAGGCCGCUGCGACGGAAGGGGACACGCCCGCGCCGGACGCCCAAGACGACGUCGAUCUGCACUAUGUGUGCUUUGUCAAGGGGAAGGACGGCGGGCUGUGGGAGCUUGACGGACGGAGGAAGGGGCCGAUUCGGAGGGGCGAUCUGGAUAAGGACGAGGAUGUGCUGAGCGAGAAGGGGUUGAGCUUGGGGCCGUUGAAGUUUUUGGAGAGGGAGGGUGGGGAUUUGCGGUUCAGUGCUGUUGCGCUGGCUGGGACGCUGGAUUAA